This is a messenger RNA of Rhodotorula graminis WP1, 657 nucleotides long. Its product is annotated as carbohydrate esterase family 4 protein. Gene Ontology annotation, molecular function: hydrolase activity, acting on carbon-nitrogen (but not peptide) bonds. The record is from RefSeq and is a predicted model, not a curated record. Gene Ontology annotation, biological process: carbohydrate metabolic process. The annotation marks the transcript as partial. Lineage: Eukaryota; Fungi; Basidiomycota; Microbotryomycetes; Sporidiobolales; Sporidiobolaceae. The transcript has 5 exons.
ACCAAGUGCAAGAAUCCGGGCCACGUUGCGCUCACGUUUGACGACGGGCCGCUGUACGGCAGCAAGGCGGCGCAGACGAUCGCCAACGCCGGCGGGCGCGGCACCUUCUUCGUCAACGGCAACAACUAUGGGUGCAUCUACGACCGCGCCGACCAGAUCAAGGCGGCGUACGCGCAGGGGCACACGAUCGGGUCGCACACGUGGAGCCACGUCGACAUUACCAAGAUCACGGCGAGUCAGCUCAACAAGCAGCUCGACCUCGUCGAGGGCGCGCUUAAGAAGAUCAUUGGCGUCAAGCCGCGCUUCUUCCGGCCGCCUUACGGCGCCGUCAACGACGCCCAGGUCAAGGUCCUCCAGCAGCGUGGCUACACUGUCGUCAACUGGAACUUUGACUCGGGCGACACGAGCGGCAAGAGCGCGAGCGACUCGAUUGCGGCGUACAAGAAGCUGUCGUACCCGACCUCGUACAUCGCGCUCAACCACGAGACCUACAAGACGACCGUCGACACCGUCAUCCCCGCCGUCGUGCCCGCCCUCAAAGCCAAAGGUUUCAAGCUCGUCUCGAUGGCCGAGUGCCUCGGCCAGUCGGCGUACCAGUCGACGGGCUCGGCGGGCAAGCGCGACAGCUCGUGGACGUGCAGCGGCACGCCGGCGCCG